Molecule: messenger RNA, 1722 nt
Organism: Alnus glutinosa
Lineage: Eukaryota; Viridiplantae; Streptophyta; Magnoliopsida; Fagales; Betulaceae
Product: WAT1-related protein At5g40240-like
Exons: 7
Coding region: 269-1411 (380 amino acids)
Cellular component (GO): plasma membrane
Molecular function (GO): transmembrane transporter activity
Source: RefSeq, a predicted model, not a curated record
GAGGCAGAUGCAACCGGAACGACGCGAUCAGAACACGCCGGCGCAGCCGAGACGACGAGAUCCAGACCCGAACGUCGCCGGUUCUGACGGUGACAGUGACGGAGAUGCCGGAGAAAACGAAAAAAAAAGUAACCCACCGAUCUGCUUUCAAAGAAGAACACGGAAAAAAAAAAAAAAUAAAUUGUGAUGUAGGUGUUGCCACGUCAGGAUGUAAAAAGUAAAAUGUGUGGCAUUUUCCGAAUGGAGGAUAUUAUAUUAGUUUCUGAGGAUGCUAGCUGCACAUAAGCAACAGAAAACAUUAAGAGAGAGAGAGAGAGAGAGAGAGAGUAUGGCACAGAGCUACUUUUACAAGGAUGUUCUGCCAUUUUCAGCCAUGGUAGCAGUAGAGUGCUUAGGCAUGGGCUUAUACACCUUAUUCAAAGCAGCCACUUUGAAAGGUUUGAGCUACUACGUCUUUGUUGCCUAUUCCUACGCCAUUGCUACAUUUGUCCUUCUCCCUUUGCCGUUCAUCUUUCGCCGAACCGCAGGGCUUCCUCCAUUCAAGUUGUCUCUCCUCUACAAAAUUUUCCUUCUUGGAGUGCUUGGGAUUUCAGGUCAGUUAUGUGGCUACAAAGGUAUAGACUACAGUUCACCAACUCUUGCUUCAGCCAUCGGCAACCUGUCACCGGCUUUCACCUUCAUACUUGCCGUCAUUUUCAGGAUGGAAAAACUAGCUUUGAGAAGCUCAAUCACUCAGGCUAAAAUCAUGGGCACCAUAGUAUCAAUAUCAGGUGCAUUGGUGGUGGUUCUCUACAAGGGACCGACGCUCAUAUCGGCAUCAUCUCAAUCACCAUCCCUUUCAGUUCAUUCUCCUCUGGGCUCAUCACAAACGAAUUGGAUCAUAGGUGGCCUUUUAAUUGCUGCCGAGUACCUUCUAAUAUCUAUCUGGUACAUUGUUCAGACCCAGGUAAUGAAAAUAUAUCCAGCAGAACUAAUUGUGGUGUUCUUGUACAACUUGUGUGCGACAAUUAUAUCUGCACCAGUGUGUUUACUAGCAGAAGCAAACCCAAGUGCAUGGAGACUAAGGCCUGAUAUAACCCUGGUCGCCAUUAUAUACUCGGGAUUCACUGGUUCAUGCCUCAGCGCUGUUGUUCACACAUGGGGCUUGCACUUGAAGGGGCCUGUGUAUAUAUCAAUCUUCAGGCCAUUGUCAAUUGCCAUUGCUGCUGCUAUGGGUGUCAUAUUCCUUGGUGAUGCUCUGUAUCUUGGGAGUGUUGUUGGAGCAAUAAUACUAUCAAUUGGGUUUUAUGCUGUGAUAUGGGCAAAAGCAAAAGAAGAACAAUCGAGCGAGGACUUUUGCUUUGGUAACUUGGAAUCUUCAUCUGAUGGAAAGACCCCUCUUUUGAAAAGCAACAAAGUCGAACGUAUGUAGUAUUCGUGCAUAUAUGCAGGUGAAUGCUAUUUUCAGCACCUGCUUGCAAUCUAAAUCUAAAUACCUAAAUGGUAUUUUCUAAGUUCAGAUCUAUCAUAGAACAAGUCAGAAUGGUAAAAGAGAAAUGAUUCAUGCACAAUAGUUGUACACAUGUUGUGCAUGAGUGUAGACAUAUAGGGUCUUACCCACAUGAAUCUCAUUCCAUAUAUCUACGAUUGUUGUGCAAGGAUCGGUGCUCGAAAGUAAAAAUGUUCAUCGGGAAUCUCUGGGUAUUGUCAACAAUUAGAAUCUAUACAGACCAAAGUUGUCUU